AUGAUAGUGGGAUACCAAGUUGGUGGCUACUUGAUGGAGCUGAAGAGAGCUUUAUCUAUGUAUGUUCCAUCGGAUGCUCCAGAAGCAAACACGGUGAUCUUGAAAAGAAAGGACGCCGGUAAUUUAGCUACAUGGGAUGAAUUGAAUACUUAUGACAAGAUUUUGUUGCGCUUUUCUUGCUUUGAUAGGAAGGCUUUUAGAAAUGCUUUACGGUCAGUAAAAGUCGGUGGUUCUGUAGUUUAUUCGACUUGCACAUUGUCAUCAAUUCAAAAUGAAGCUGUGGUAGAAAAUGGGGUCGCCAUAGCGGAGCAGAAAUUUGGAGUUCGAGUUGUUGAAGAGUCACUUUCGCAGCUAGUUACGCAUCUGGCAUCAUCUGGGCUGUAUCGUUUCUCUGAUCAGUGCCGUACGGGUGCGUUGGUGCUGCCGUUCCUUCCAUCCAAUUUUGGCCCUAUGUAUGUGUGUAAGUUGACGAGGAUAGCUUAG
Messenger RNA from Strongylus vulgaris, 483 nucleotides. The record is from the annotation of a GenBank genome assembly. Lineage: Eukaryota; Metazoa; Nematoda; Chromadorea; Rhabditida; Strongylidae.